Cyprinus carpio (common carp) is the source of this 1778-nucleotide messenger RNA. RefSeq names its product zona pellucida sperm-binding protein 4. Gene Ontology annotation, cellular component: egg coat. Gene Ontology annotation, biological process: binding of sperm to zona pellucida; prevention of polyspermy. Gene Ontology annotation, molecular function: acrosin binding; structural constituent of egg coat. NCBI's taxonomy places the organism in Eukaryota, Metazoa, Chordata, Actinopteri, Cypriniformes, Cyprinidae. The record is from RefSeq and is a predicted model, not a curated record.
GCGUCUUCACUUUGUGCUUAGUUGUUGGACAAUGGCUGGAAGUUGGUGUUUGGUUCAGAUUUUGGCAGUUUGUGCUUUCUGUCAUGCAGUUCCACAGUGGAGUGAUCUGCCUCAGAACCUUCAAGCCCUGAUGAUCCAGGAAACUGACCAGCAGUUUCAGCUGCAGAAGCCAGUUCAACAAACUAGCCAGCAGUUUCAGCUGCAGAAGCCAGUUCAACAAACUAGCCAGCAGUUUCAGAUGCAGAAGCCAGUUCAACAGACUAGGCUAGUCCAACAAACUAGCCAGCAGUUUCAGCUGCAGAAGCCAGUUCAACAAACUAGCCAGCAAUUUCAGCUUCAGAAGCCAGUUCAACAAACAAGGCCAGUUCAACAAACUAGCAAGCAUUUUCAGAUGCAGAAGCCAGUUCAACAAACUAGCCAGCAGUUUCAGAUGCAGAAGCCAGUUCAACAAACUAGCCAGCAGUUUCAGAUGCAGAAGCCAGUUCAACAAACUAGCCAGCAGUUUCAGAUGCAGAAGCCAGUUCAACAAACUAGCCAGCAGUUUCAGAUGCAGAAGCCAGUUCAACAAACUAGCCAGCAGUUUCAGAUGCAGAAGCCAGUUCAACAAACUAGCCAGCGGUUUCAGAUGCAGAAGCCAGUUCAACAAACUAGCCAGCAGUUUCAGAAGCCAGUGGUGCGGGCAGAGCCCCUUGAUAAAUGUACUGUAGCUGAUUAUGAGCAGAUCCAAUGUGGACAACCUGGGAUCAGUGGUGCUGAGUGUGAAGCUAUCAACUGCUGCUUUAACAGACAGUGUUACUAUGGGAGGGCAGUGACUGUCCAGUGUAUUAGAGAUGGUCAGUUUGUGGUAGUGGUGGCUAGAGAUGUUACUUUGCCUCGACUGAGUCUGGAUUCGGUUCGUCUGCUGGGUGGAAAUGACCCACCUUGUGCUCCUGUGGAGUCCACACCAUCCUUUGCAAUAUACCAGUUCCCUGUGACUGCAUGCGGCACGAGUGUGAUGGAGGACAGCGGAUAUGUGGUGUAUGAAAACCGAAUGACCUCAUCAUAUGAAGUGGGGAUUGGACCAUAUGGUUCCAUCACAAGGGACAGUCGUUUUGAGUUUCUCUUCCAGUGUAGGUACUCUGGAACUUCUGUGGAAGCUCUGGUUGUGGAGGUCAACUCUAUUCCUCCACCUCCACCAGUAGCUGCUCCUGGACCUCUUAGGGUGGAGCUCAGAUUGGCCAAUGGCCAGUGUGUCACCAAAGGCUGUGCUGAAGGGGAUGAGGCCUACACGUCCUACUACAGUGAUACUGAUUAUCUCGUCACAAAAGUCCUGCGGGAGCCUGUGUAUGUUGAGGUGCGCAUUAUAGAGAGGACUGACCCCAACAUUGUCCUGAUGCUGGGACAUUGUUGGGCAACUUCAACCCCCAGUCCACUUGGUCUUCCCCAGUGGGACCUUCUGAUCAAUGGAUGCCCUUACCAGGAUGACCGUUACCUGACCACACUGGUUCCAGUGACUGGAUUAUCUGGUCUUCAGUUCCCAACCCACUACAAGCGCUUUGUUGUGAAGAUGUUCACAUUUGUAGAUCCAGCCUCACUGGCUGCUCUGCAGGAAACUGUCUUCAUCCACUGCAGUACAGAAGUGUGCCAUCCAUCAUCUGGCUCUUGUGAGCAAAGCUGCACCAGGAAACGAAGAGACACUCAUAUCAAGACUGUCUCUGGUGAGCAGACUGUGGUUUCUAGUGGAGAAGUUACUCUGGUCAUGUAAAUCUAGUGUUUUAAUAAACUUUACAGAACCCUGA